Molecule: messenger RNA, 1330 nt
Organism: Mercenaria mercenaria
Lineage: Eukaryota; Metazoa; Mollusca; Bivalvia; Venerida; Veneridae
Product: insulin-like peptide
Exons: 3
Coding region: 9-608 (199 amino acids)
Cellular component (GO): extracellular region
Molecular function (GO): hormone activity
Source: RefSeq, a predicted model, not a curated record
UGCAUAAUAUGAACCUUAUCAACACACUCGUCAUCGUUUCUGUGGCUGCAGUUUCAAAGGUCAUUGGUGUUCAAGUUUGUGGGAAGCUCCUUGCAAAUAUGCUAGACUUAGUCUGUGAUGGACGGGGGUUUCACUGGAUAAAUACAGACGAUUUGCCAGCAAUCACGAAACGAUCAGCUAAUCAGUAUUUAUCCCAGUCCUCUGGUUCUCUCCAACGCCGGGGUGUAGUCACAGAGUGUUGCCGGAAAGCAUGUUCAUUGUCAGACAUGGAAAGUUAUUGUGCGGCACCUUCUGGGACACAUUUUGUUAACCCAACAAGUGGACCAAUAACUGAAGAAGUGGCAAAUGAUAUUUCGGAAACUGAAUUGAACAAUGAUUUUCCUUAUUCCCUGACAACAGCACCACCACAACAGAGACAUACGACGCCUAGACCUCAACCGACACCAUCUAGAGUUCUACAAAGACUUCCCAAUUUACAAAGUUUAUUUUCAGGAAGUAUAUUUGGAUUACCACGUAGUCAAGGCCGUUACGCAGGUUUUGGAAACAGCCGAUUUUUCUUUGUUCGUCCAGUUGGUCCAAGACCAACUAGAACGCCAGUUGUUGCUUAAAGUUUCGAAUCUGGUCUAAUUGUCGUGGAGCUGCAUUAGACAUUGACGUUCCUAUAUUACUUAUAGAUGUUACAAGGAUUACUAGAAACUUGUUUAACUUCAAGCUGUACAUGGCAUUGUGCACCACAGCAUAAAUGUGACGUUACUAUAGUUUUUUAAACUUAUUUAUAGGGAGAAGUGUAAAAUUUUACAACAAACUAUUUAGCAUAAUAUCAAUGAGAUGGUCCCUUAAAUUAACGGAUGUUCAAACAUUUGACGCAUAUAUGAUUGUUUGUAAUAUAAGUUCGGGUAUCGUAAUAUUUCAUCAUUUUGACAACUCAGUCUAACCACAACUUUAGCAUAAGAAUAUUAAAAUCGUCAGCUAUAUAUGCAUUGUCUUGUUACGUUAGUUUGGAUAUUCCAAGUGUUUUGUGUUAAACUACUAAUAUAAGAGAAACGCUCACAGUAUUUCAAAAUCUGAAUGUCCUGUAUACAAACUGCCUGGACCUCUUGUGCGAAAUAUAUAUAUGUUUGCGUCACCUAGAAUGUGUCGGACAGACAACACAUUUGUUUGUUUUUGUUUUUGUUUCUAUUUGGAUAUAUUACUCAAAACCAACUUUUCUGCUUAAAAAUCCUUUUUGCUGACUUUUGCAAUACAUUCUGUGAGAAAACAGUGUUAGAAAAGACUAUAAAGAGUACCUUACUUAGGACUGAAACGGACAUCUGUUAUACAAUAAAGAAGA